Molecule: messenger RNA, 840 nt
Organism: Schistocerca serialis cubense
Lineage: Eukaryota; Metazoa; Arthropoda; Insecta; Orthoptera; Acrididae
Product: unconventional myosin-Va-like
Exons: 4
Coding region: 1-840 (279 amino acids)
Source: RefSeq, a predicted model, not a curated record
AUGGCACAGAUAGAAUUACUCGAAGUGAAACGAAAGUUUGAUGCCUUGAGAGUUGUGGAGACAGAGAAAAAAAUGAUGGUUGCCUUGUUGCAGAGAAAGGAUGAAGACUUAAAAACUCUGAAAUGCUUGCUUGAAAAUGAAAGGAAAGAAAAAAUGACUAUAAUUAAUGAAAAGGAACAUUUUGAAAAAGAAAAAGCAGAAGAAGUAGAAAGAAUUAAUAAAGAAAAUCUUAGAUUAAAAGCUGAGCUUGACAAAUUAAAUGAGAGAAUAAAAUCUAAUCAGUUUGGAGCAGCAGAGCAGUACAAUCGGCUGCAACUUGAAGUUGACAGAUGGCGAGAGGAAUGCAUUCAGUUACACAGUAUUCUAGCAGAGCAAACUGAAGGUUUGAAGAAUGUUGCUAGUAUCAACUAUGGAAGUCAUGUACACUUAAAAAAUGAGGUUGUGGAGCUAGUACUGGCAUUUGAAGCACAGAAGAAGAUAAACAGGCAGCUGGAAGAUGAAUUGCACCAAGAGAAAAAUAAGUGGCAAGCAGAAAGAAAACAACUCCAACAAGAAAAUGAGAAACUCAGAGAGGAGAAUGAUAAUCAGCACAAGCUUUUGUCUCCAAGUUUAACUAAAAGCCCACAAACUCAAACUGAAGCUUUUAUGCAACAUGAAAUUAUAAGAGUGACUUCAGGAAAGCUGACUGAAGGUGUUCAAUUGGUUCUCAUGCUCCACCAGAAGGUAAAAGAACUGGAAAAAGAAACAAUCAAGUUGCAGAAACAAAUGGAAGAGGUAGAGAAAGAAAAAGAUAGUCCAUGUGGUGAUACAGCAUUUACACAUGUUGGUUUUAGAGUAUGA